Messenger RNA from Pangasianodon hypophthalmus (striped catfish), 4291 nucleotides. RefSeq names its product ankyrin repeat domain-containing protein 34A. The record is from RefSeq and is a predicted model, not a curated record. NCBI's taxonomy places the organism in Eukaryota, Metazoa, Chordata, Actinopteri, Siluriformes, Pangasiidae. Bases 417 to 1979 code for a protein of 520 amino acids. Gene Ontology annotation, molecular function: protein binding. The transcript has 2 exons.
GAGGCGCAUCUGCACCACAGGAGGAAGCCCAUCGUGUGAAGUCCGCGGCAGCAUUAGAUAGGCUGUGAUGAUGAGACUGAGGAAGUGUGUCGCCCCCUCCGCAUAGGCUGCGUCCGUUUGCUCGCUCUUCUGCUCGGAAAUCACUCGGAGCUGCGCUGCCCACCGGCCGCCCCCGCAGCCCCAGAUAGCUCCAGCCCAGAUAGCGGGAGAAAUGUGGGGAAACGGGGAAGCCUUUUAACGCCCAGCACACGGCGGCACGGGAGGACUGGUGGUCGAGGCGCACACGUCGAGCGGAUUUGGGCGGAAAAGUCGGCGCGCCGAUGGAAUUCAUUUAGCAGCAGCGCAGCCGCGGUUGUUCAGGAUUACAUUGAAGAUGUGCUGGCUGUGUUAACGGGAAAGGAAGACAGGGUGGCAACAUGGGUGAUGGAGGAGCUCUUCGGACAGAGGGAAAUGCCCUGCUGAAGGCUGUGUUCCAAGGCAAGCUUCGUCUUGCCCGUUUGCUACUGGAGGGCGGUGCAUACAUUAAUGAAGGCAAUGAGCGAGGGGAGACACCCAUCAUGGCUGCCUGCAUGGCGGGAUAUGACGACCCGCAGACACGUCAGAAAAUGGUGCGCUAUCUUCUAGAGAAAGGCGCUGACCUGAAUAUUGCUGACAAAUCAGGCCGGACUGCCUUGAUGCAUGCAUGCUCUGAGCGGGCUGGCAAAGAUGUUGUGUCACUACUCCUGGAGAAUGGUGCAGACCCAAGUCUAAAAGACUACUCUGGGUCCUCAGCUCUAAUGCAUGCCAUCAACAGAGGUGAUCGAGACACUCUGCAGAUACUUCUAGAUGCCUGUAAGGCCAAAGGUAAAGAGGUGAUCAUUAUAACCACAGAUACCUCACCCUCAGGCACUAAGAAGACCAAGCAGUACCUGAACUCUCCACCUUCACCAGGUGUGGUGGACAAACUCUCACCAGCCUGCAUGUCUCCAUCAGAGGUGGAGAUCCGAACCUCAAACUCACCUGCUGGAGAAGAGGAAGAAGGCAUCUUCAGCUUUGCUCUUACUUCUGCCCUCCCGUUGCCCUCCAACAGGCCACCAGGUGAGAGGAGACCACCACCACGCAAGCUUCUCAAAAGACUGAACUCAGAGCCCUGGGGCUUAGUGGCACCAAGCGUACUGGCUGAGAGAGGUGAGAUGUUGGAGGGCAGCCUUGCGGAAGAGGACAAGGUGGUGUCAGAGAUGAAUGGCAUGUCAAUCUCUGGUCCAGGCAGACCACUGCUCUCACGCAGGCACAGCAUUGAAACACAUGACCCCUGCUCUCCGAAGCUGAUUGACCGCUCCUGUUCAGAAGAUUGUGCAGCCCUCUGUGGUUCCUCUUGGGCUGACAAGGUGCAGCAGCAUCAGUCACUAUACCGCAGAAACACAGCGCCUGAGUCGCAAGAGAAUGCCGGUCAUAACCGUGCUCUGGUUCACCCCAAACUUACACGCAUGGAGCACUAUGAGUCAGAUACACACCUGUGUCCUGAGUCCAUUCCUGGAUCUCCAGAUUCUGGUCGUGUGUCCGUGGAGCGUCGCAAGUACAAUGCCUCACCACUAUCAUUAGUUGCCAGUUCCUCACGGGAGUCUCUGGAGAGCAUCCCGAACUCAGUUUCCCCCAUCACUAUGAGGAGGAGACCCCCAGGCUUGCUGGAGCGGAGAGGCUCUGGUACACUCCUGCUGGACCACAUCUCACACACUCGACCUGGAUUUCUUCCCCCACUCAACGUCAACCCCCAGCGGCCUAUCCCGGACAUCCGGACCAAUGGCAAGCCCUCUUCACCCGUGCACUCUGGAAACAAGAUCCUGCUGCCUGUAGCACCCACAUCACCAAAGCGUGUUCUGGAUUUCAAGAUGAAGAAGAAGUUGAUGAGGAGGCAUUCCAUGCAGACAGAACAGAUGAAGCAGCUCUCCACCUUUCAGGAGCUAAUAGCAGAGAAGGUCAUGGAGGUCAAUGGAGACUAAGUGUUAUGGGAGAAUAUAUCUCUCUCUGUCUCUCUCUUUCUCUCUCCAUUACUCACUCACUCACACACUCACUUACUCACUUACACACACACAAACACACACACAUGCACACACACACACACACACACACACACACACAGAGAAAUACCCUUAGAUAAUGGAACACUGACUAGUCUAAAAUGCAUAAACCAUAUUCUUAAAGGCUAAUGUUACUGAUUUUAAUGAUAGUGAAUAGCCGCCAGUUAUGUCAACUGGUGGUUACUGACUUCCAAUUAUUUUUGGCCACGUUAGCACAUUUGGCCAAGCUGUUCCUUAAUCAUUUCAUUUAUUUUUGAUUUCUCAUAUUUACUGUCAUUUUUGACAAACAGUUCUUGUCAUUUAAAAUGUUCACUUUUACACUUGAACUUGUUUCAUGAAGUUUUGUAAAAAAAAAAUGUCAGCAAGGUUAAAGUUUCUGGCAAAGUGAUGCGCUGUCCUUUAAAAGCAUAUCAAAGGGGAAUAUAAAAAUAAUCAGCUUCUACUGGGUGCAAACCAAAUGCCAGCAUUCAGUUUUUUCUCCCUAAAAUCAUUAGGAAUGCUGAAAAUCUUCCAUUUAUUGCACACUAAUCUCUAUUAUAUAAGAUGCCUUUUACUGAUGACUAAUCACUUUAAUAAGGUUGGGUUUAGGCCAUUUUAGUUUGGUUGUAGCAUUAAGAACAAGAAUCAAAACAUUUUGAUGUGUGAAAAUGAAAACAAAAAUGUACACCAUUGAAAUGGUGCGUGAUGGGCACUAUAUGCAUGAUUGUAUUUUUUUUGUUUGUUUGUUUUAAAGUGCAAUUCUUAAUUAAGAAUCCCAAAGAAGUUGUUUAAUACCCUUUCACACUCACAUUUCUAAAAUGCGGGAAGAUACAGAAAAACUCAGUAUGAAGAGCAUGGAUGUUGUGUCAUGUGUGCACAAGAGGCAGAGCGCACAUGUAGAUAUUGUACAGAUUUCACAGGCAGUAAAAUAAUCAUUAGUAUUUUAAGUAUUUCUGUGUGCAAUAUUUUGUGCUGCAAGAUCUCUGGUUUCAUAUUAUUGUGGUGAACAUUGGAUAAUCAGUUACAUCUGCAGCACGAAGAGUAAUUUGCACUUCUGCAGAAAAAUGUAGUGUGGAAUCAUGGACACAACAAACUAUGUUAACCCUUACAAAAAGAGUAUACACACAUUUGAAAUGAAAUUAUUUUCAGUGUAGUGUUUGUCAGUGUAGAGAGAGAAAUAUCUAUAUAUAUUACAAAUAAACAAGAAUUAGUUUAACAGAGCUUAAAAAGUGUUUAAAAGUCUUGCUUUUGUUUUGUUGAUGCUCUAUUUAAGUGAUUUUAUUUAGAAAAUAUUAAUUUAUUUAUGUGGAUUCAAAUACAUGUACUUUAUGAAAACAAAAAAGUAGAGUAAUAUUUUUCUAUACCUCUGUGAUGGCCCAUUUUUCAUCUAUUGUCCAUCUUUUAAAUCAAAACAAUAUUAUUGCUAUAGUUCUUUGGGUGGAAAUCAUCUCUACUUUCAGUGUGGCAUUUUUUUCACAGGCAACAUUUUAGGACAUAUAAGGAGAGAAAAAAAGUACAAGCAUAAAUGUUUAUAUUAUUUAAUUAUGGGAUUUUUUUAAAGCUAAACCAUUUGAAACCACUUCUUUAAAAUAUAUCAGGUGACACUUUAUAUUUUAAUUAGCAAGUUAUCUAGUUGCUACCUUAUUAUUCUUGUGUGAUGUCUCAUCGUCAUUCCAGAAUUUCUCUACGCUCCAGAGAGCAGUGAGUAGUUGCACUGAGUUUUCUCUGUUUCUGAAUAUCAUUGUGGAAGUUCACAAAAUUCUCUGUUGUACAAAACUCCCUGUGACCUUGUUGAAAUUGUGCUCAGGUACGUCUGAUCAGACCUAAAAAAAAUAAAUAAAUUCAAAAAAAAAGUAAAAGGGUCUUCAGUUGUGUUAGGCUGUGUACACAGAGGACAUUUUAUGACGUGCUGCUAAGUCUCGUUGGUCAACAGGAAAAUAACAACUGCAUAUCCGAGUGUUUUAAUUCGCAUUGUGUCAAAGGGAUAGCAGUUACACUAUCAACAUCUACUUCAGUGGAUUUAAUAUUUAUUGUAAUUUUGUAUGUUUGGUGUGGUACACUGAUAAAACUGUACUGAACUGAAUCAUUACUUGCUAAAAACGUAGAUGACUCUUGUGUUAGCAGUAAGCCUUAGGGACAACAGGCAGUAGGCUAGUGUCCGUGUAACAGUCUGCACAACACCACGGUGGGAAUUAGUCUCAUAUUCAUGUGAGACAUUUAUGGUGCUUUGAAUAAAGGCAUGACUAAACCAAAAA